CACACUCACAAACAACACACUUAUACUUGACAUCACAAAUCUUGCUCAAAAUGCCUCCUCUUCGUCUCGCCAUCCUCGAAGCCGAUACGCCCCAGCCGCAAACCCGCGAUCGUUAUGGCGGUUACACAGGCGUCUUUACCGCGCUCCUCGAAGCAGCGGCCAAGCCCAAAAAGCUGUCUGAGCUCGUCUCCAUCAAGGGCUACGACGUCGUUAACGAGCUGCACUCGUACCCCGUGAUCGAGGACAUCGAUGCGAUCCUCAUCACUGGCUCCCGACACACGGCGUUCGACAACGACCCUUGGAUCCUCAAGCUGGUAGAGUACACGAAAAAGGCCAUCGCAUCGAAUCGCGUGCGCGUCGUGGGUGUUUGCUUCGGACACCAGAUCGUUGGGCGAGCUGAGGGUGCCAAGUGCGGUAGGAGCAAUAACGGGUGGGAGGUUGCUGUCACAGAGGUUGAUCUGACAGCCAAGGGCAAGGAGGUGUUUGGGUUGGACAAGAUGCGCAUUCACCAGAUGCAUCGCGAUAUUGUCGACGCAUUUCCCAAGAACUCUAUCCCUCUGGGCUCCAACAACAUUUGCGAAGUUCAGGGGUUCUACUCGCCUGGAAAGUACAUCACAGUGCAAGGACACCCCGAGUUCAACGAGGAGAUUAUUUCUGAAAUUCUCUUUAACCGUCAUACCGUUGGCAUUUUCACGGACGAAGUAUAUAACGAUGCCAUGAAGCGUGCGCCUCUACCCCAUGAUGGAGUCGCUAUUGCCAAGGCCUUUCUCAAGUUUUGGAGAGAGGGGUAAAAUGUCAAACUUCAAAUUGUGUAUGAUUUAGUAUAAAGAGGAGGAUCAGCGUUCGAAUUACAUAGAACGAUAUACGAUGCACGAAUUGUCUUGGUA
Fusarium graminearum PH-1 is the source of this 887-nucleotide messenger RNA. RefSeq lists its product as uncharacterized. The record is from RefSeq and is a predicted model, not a curated record. The coding region runs from base 51 to 791 and encodes 246 amino acids. Lineage: Eukaryota; Fungi; Ascomycota; Sordariomycetes; Hypocreales; Nectriaceae. Gene Ontology annotation, cellular component: nucleus; cytosol. The transcript has 2 exons.